GGAGCACGAGUCGCUGACCCGGGGCGGCGGGCGGAGGGGACCCGAACCCCGAGGGACGCGCCUUGCGGUCCGGCCUGCGCCACCCGUUUCCCCGAGGCGGCCGCUGCCGUGGCCGGGAGCCCCCCGGGGGACGGGGGUGGGGGGCGCCGGCCCUCCUCGGAGCCCGGGUCGGGUCCCGCCCUGUGAGGUCCCGGCGAGUGGCAGAGGCUGGGCGGCCGGCAGUCAAGGGGAUGCGGCCGUGGGCUCGUUAAACGGUGUCAAGCCCGGGGCUCUUUUCACUGCACCGCCCUGCCACUCGGGCAAUGAGGCGGAAUUUGAGAGCUGGGAAAGAAUUCGGCAUUAGCCCAGCCCCCUGAUUUUACAGAUGAAGAAAUCUUCUGGCUUGCCCAGAGUCCCAUCCAGUCGAUGGAAAAACCGGUAUCAGACUUAUAUUCUCACUGUAAACAACUCUAAAACUGGGAAAACACAGGAGGCAGCUGUUUUCAGGCAUCAGGCAAUAGGCAGCGCAGGUCUGUGAUCCUGGAAAGAAAGGAAACACCAGGUUAUAAAACAUGGAGGCUGGCUCAGUGGUUCGAGCCAUCUUUGACUUUUGCCCUAGUGUAUCAGAAGAACUACCGCUCUUUGUAGGAGAUAUUAUUGAGGUGUUGGCAGUGGUGGAUGAAUUUUGGCUUCUAGGAAAGAAAGAAGAUGUUACAGGACAGUUCCCCAGCAGUUUUGUGGAAAUUGUGACCAUCCCCAGUCUAAAAGAAGGAGAGAGGCUGUUUGUCUGUAUCUGUGAAUUUACAUCCCAAGAAUUAAACAGUCUUCCCCUCCACCGAGGCGAUCUAGUGAUUCUCGAUGGUGCUCCCACUGCCGGCUGGCUGCAGGGCCGAAGCUGCUGGGGCGCGCGGGGCUUCUUCCCGUCCUCGUGUGUCCGGGAGCUCUGCCUGUCCUCACGGAGCCAGCAGUGGCACUCCCAGAGUGCCUUGCUCCAGAUUCCUGAGUACUCGAUGGGACAAGCCCGGGCGCUGAUGGGGCUUUCUGCCCAGCUGGAUGAGGAGCUGGACUUCAGAGAAGGGGAUGUGAUUACCAUUACUGGAGUUCCUGAACCAGGCUGGUUUGAGGGGGAAUUAGAUGGUCGAAGAGGCAUUUUUCCAGAAGGUUUUGUAGAGCUUUUGGGGCCCCUGAGGACUGUGGAUGAGUUGGUAAGUUCUGGAAAUCACGACGAUUGCAUUGUUAACGGUGAAGAAGACACCCCUACAGGAGAAGAGGAGAGGGAGCCCGAAGAGGAUGAGGAGCAGCCAGGGACCUACGGAAUUGCCCUCUACAGAUUCCAAGCCCUGGAGCCAAAUGAGUUGGAUUUUGAGGUAGGUGAUAAAAUCCGAAUUCUGGGGACGCUGGAAGAUGGCUGGCUGGAAGGAUCACUGAAGGGCAGGACAGGCAUCUUUCCUUACCGAUUUGUAAAGCUCUUUCCUAAAACAAGAGCAGAGGAGACCAUGGAUGUGCCAGAGGAAAGCAGCCCUGCUGAGAUCCCUGACACUUCUCUGGAUUGUUCUGAGAACUCCAUAGUAGUGGAGGGAAGAAGACACGAAACUCUCGAAUAUAAAGCAGAGAAGUCCAACUGUGUUAUUUCUGAAACAUCUGCUUCUCCCCUGGAGCAUCUGACUUCUGAGUAUGAAGUAAACAAAAAUUCUCAUCAGGACGAGGGCACCUCAGGAGGGCCCCUGAGAAGCCCGGGCCUGGGGCACGAACAGCCUCUUGCCAAAGACUGUUUUGCAAAGGAUCCUUCAGAGACUAUCAAUGGGGUUUCCUCUCAACCUCAGGCACCUUUUCGUCCCAGACUGCAGAAAAACCAGUAUUAUUCUCCAGUGGGAGGGAGCCCCCUAAGCUCAGAGCAGUAUCCUGACCCUGUUCCCUUCGAAGCAAGGACUAAAGACUACUCCAGCCUACCUCCCAGAGGAAUGCACUCCCCACCAAAAACCCUUCAGAAGCCAGUGCGACCUCCUCACAGUGGCUCUAGUCUUUUUGCCCCUAGGGUAGUCAGACCCAGCCAGUUGAGCCCUCAGCUCCAGGGCAUGGUAAGAUGUAUUAAAAAGCCCCACACGCUCAAAGAAAAUGCCUCUGGCUUUUGUUCUGGAUCAGAGGUGAAGCCUGGUCUGCAAGAUAAAGGGUUCGCAGUGGAAGCAAUGACGCUUGUGCAGGGAGAAGGCAGCACUGACCUGGAUUCUAAGUUGACACAACAGCUGAUAGAGUUUGAGAAGAGCUUGUCAGGACCCGGCACAGAACCAGAUAAAAUUUUGCGCCACUUUUCAAUCCUGGACUUUAACUCCGAGAGGGACAUUGUCCGAGGUUCCUCAAAGCUACUCAGCCAGCAGGAGCUGCCUGAGAGGAGAAAAGCCCUAAGGCCACCGCCACCGCGGCCCUCUGUUCCAGCGUCCACUUCUCCCCAGAGCCUGAAACCUGAACCUCCGUUGGCAGUGCGACCCUCUCGCCCAGCUCCCCUGCCUCCCCCGGCACAGCACAGAAUGAUAUCCCCCAGGCUCCUAACCUGUCCCCAUCCUAGCUGUGAGACCCCAGAAAAGGAGGGCCCUGAGAAUAUGGAACAGACUCCAGACCAAACUUCCCCGUGUCCGUUAGUACUGGUGAGGAUUCAGGAAAUGGAACAGGACUUGGAUAUGUGUAGCGGGGCUCAAGAAGAGCUAAACGUGACGGUGGAGGAGAAGCAAGAUGAGUCAUUAAGGGCAGAGACCCUUGAGGACCUUGAUUUCUACGAGAGCAACAUUGAAAGUCUGAAUAUGGAACUCCAGCAACUUAGAGAAAUGACGCUCCUCUCCUCCCAGUCCUCAUCACCGGUGGCCCCUCCUGGGUCUGUGUACACCGAAAACCCAGAGCAGAGGAUGCUGGAGAAGAGAGCCAAGGUGAUAGAAGAACUUCUGCAGACGGAAAGAGACUACAUUCGGGAUCUGGAAAUGUGCAUUGAGCACAUCAUGGUGCCUCUGCAGCAGGCACAGAUACCAAACAUUGAUUUUGAAGGACUUUUUGGAAAUAUGCAGAUGGUGAUUAAGGUCUCAAAGCAGUUAUUGGCUGACCUGGAAAUCAGCGAUGCUGUAGGGCCUGUGUUUCUUGAUCACCGGGAUGAGCUUGAGGGAACGUACAAGGUCUACUGCCAGAAUCAUGAUGAGGCCAUUUCACUGCUGGAAAUCUAUGAGAAGGAUGAGAAGAUCCAGAAGCAUCUUCAGGACUCCUUGGCCGAUCUCAAGAGCCUGUACACAGAAUGGGGAUGCACAAAUUACAUUAACCUGGGCUCCUUCCUCAUCAAGCCAGUCCAGAGAGUAAUGCGCUACCCACUGCUGCUGAUGGAGUUGCUGAAUUCCACCCCCGAAUCUCACCCCGAUAAAAUGCCCUUAACCAAUGCAGUCCUGGCAGUCAAGGAGAUCAACGUUAACAUUAAUGAAUAUAAACGUCGAAAGGACCUGGUCCUCAAGUACCGAAAAGGUGAUGAAGACAGCCUCAUGGAGAAAAUUUCCAAACUGAACAUCCACUCCAUCAUCAAGAAAUCCAACCGAGUUAGCAGUCACCUGAAGCACCUCACUGGCUUUGCUCCACAGAUAAAAGAUGAAGCAUUUGAAGAAACAGAAAAGAACUUCCGAAUGCAAGAAAGAUUGAUCAAAUCUUUUAUCCGAGACCUGUCUCUCUACCUCCAGCAUAUCCGGGAAUCAGCGUGUGUGAAAGUGGUGGCUGCCGUGAGCAUGUGGGAUGUGUGCAUGGAGAAGGGGCACCGAGACUUGGAGCAGUUCGAGAGGGUGCAUCGUUACAUCAGUGAUCAGCUCUUCACAAAUUUUAAGGAAAGGACAGAGCGGCUUGUCAUCUCUCCCCUAAACCAGUUACUGAGCAUGUUCACGGGGCCCCAUAAGCUGGUGCAGAAGCGCUUUGAUAAGCUUCUGGACUUUUACAACUGCACAGAGCGGGCAGAGAAGUUAAAGGACAAGAAGACUCUGGAGGAGCUGCAGUCGGCCCGGAACAACUACGAGGCCCUGAACGCGCAGCUGCUGGAUGAGCUGCCCAAGUUCCACCAGUACGCCCAGGGCCUCUUCACCAACUGCAUCCACGGCUACGCCGAGGCCCAUUGCGACUUCGUGCGCCAGGCGCUGGAGCAGCUGAAGCCACUGCUUUCAUUACUUAAAGUCGCCGGCAGGGAGGGAAACCUCAUCGCCAUCUUCCACGAAGAGCACAGCAGAGUUCUGCAGCAGCUCCAGGUUUUCACCUUCUUCCCAGAGUCGCUUCCGGCUGCCAGGAAGCCGUUUGAGAGGAAAACCGUGGACCGCCAGUCGGCCCGGAAGCCGCUCCUGGGCCUGCCAAGUUACAUGCUACAGUCGGAAGAACUUCGGGCCUCCCUUCUGGCAAGGUAUCCCCCUGAAAAACUCUUCCAAGCAGAACGGAACUUCAAUGCCGCUCAAGACUUAGAUGUCUCACUUCUGGAAGGUGACCUGGUGGGCGUGAUCAAAAAGAAGGACCCCAUGGGCAGUCAGAACCGCUGGCUGAUUGACAAUGGAGUCACCAAAGGCUUUGUGUACAGCUCCUUCCUGAAGCCCUACAACGCCCGCCGCAGCCACUCCGAUGUCUCUGUUGGCAGCCACUCCUCCACUGAGUCGGAGCAUAGCAGCUCCUCUCCCAGAUUCCCACGGCAGAACAGCAGCAGCACCUUGACCGUCAACCCCAGCAGCAUGGCUGUGUCCUUUACCUCAGGGUCUUGCCAGAAACAGCCUCAAGAUGCACCGAAGGAAGUAGACCAAGAAACUCUCAGUGCAUCCUUAAACUUGGGUUGCUCAGACAGCAGUCUUUCCAGGUGCCCUUCAGACCCAGACCCCAGCUCCCAGCCCAGGCCAUGGGACUCUAUGGAAGCAGUCAGAGACAUUAACCAGCCUGCCCCUGCCCUCAGGAGCCACAGAAACUCCAGGCAUCCAGAAAUGGUAGGUUACUCCCUACCAGGGCGAAAUGGGCAGGGAAAAGACCUCAUAAAAGUAUGUACAAGAACAACCCGGUCUCUGGAAGACAGAAGUGAAGAGCCAGAAAGCAGUGAGGCGGAAGGCAACCAGGUCUAUUUUGCUGUCUAUACCUUUAAGGCACGGAACCCAAAUGAGCUGAGUGUGUCAGCCAAUCAGAGACUCAAGAUCCUGGAGUUUAAAGAUGUUACAGGAAAUACAGAGUGGUGGUUAGCCGAAGUUAACGGGAAGAAGGGCUAUGUUCCAUCCAAUUAUAUCCGCAAAACUGAAUACACCUGAGCCAUUCUCCCUCCCGCUCAACGUUGCUGCCUUCACUUUCCUUCUGCUGAAGGGUUCUGGCGGCCCCCAAGAGGGCACCUGCUCCUGGGACACAGGCCCUGUCUACAUUGCUUAACCAUGGCACAGAGGGGCACAAGAUGGGUCUUGUUCACCACCACUGGGUUGUGUCAAUCUUGAUGCUCACUAGACUUUCUAGGAUUUGAAAUGGACCCUAGGGCUGUGAAGGAUUCAGUGACCAUGAGAAGAGGCAAGUCGUGGGUCAGCCUUUGGGAAUGAGAAGCCGCCAGCCGGAAAAUCAGUAUUAUAUGUACACUGGAAGCUGUGCUACAGCAUUAGAUGUUGGCGCUGGUUACACCAUACUGAGUUUGGGGUGGUCCUGUGCUCCACGAACAAAUGACCAGAAAUUGACUUGGGUGAAGAAUUCUCCGGGAGCCCUUUUAGACUGUGCUUCUGCAUGUGGCAAGGAGUUUGUUGAGGUUGUAUCAAAUCUGGUGUUUCAGAGCUUCAGUGUUCAGCACACACAUUCACGCAUACACACCCGCCCCUAAUUCCUAAAAGUCCCUAAAACACUACCAUCUGCAAUCUUUUUCUUAUUUAUUUCAAACACUGCAUUUCCAGAUUGGCUCUGCAAAAUUCUGUUGUUUUCUCUUUUUAAAAAAUAUUUACGGUCUGUAUUUCCCUUCGAUCUUUAUCUGGAAGGUUCUCUUCCCUUUUAGGUGUAUAGCCACCUAUACUUUCGAACAGCCACCUCUGCUUUAUCGAGUCCAUGUGUGAUCUCUCCUAGCCCUUCACCUGCAAUCCAAUAACUGAUAGAUUUUCUUAGGAGAACAGGCUCAGAGCUCCAGCAACCCCAUGAAAAGGAUUCGUUCCACGGGGAGCUGAAAGCAGUCUGGCUUUGUGGAAGACCAGAUGCCUUUCUCCUUCUUCCACACCUACUACCCACAGAGGCAGAAAGCAUAGCACACGUGUCUUAUAUGAAUUAGGAUAAGCAGUCCCAGAGGUAGCUUAUCCUAGACUUGGAAAUAAGCAUUCUCUGUUUCACCACUAACCUCCGUGCUUCAGAGACCGUAGUCUAAGCCAAACAGAUUCUAAAGUGCCUGAUCGUACCUCCCUUUGGCCUCAGGAAACUAUUUGCUAAUCCUUACAGAAAGAAUCUCCCCCUAAAAGUUCUAUUUGAGGAGGGCUCUUAUUCUUAAGGUCUGCCUCAGAUAUGGAGCCUACCUUGAAACAAGAAACUAUGAAUUCUGUCUUAAGGGAAUGAAGAACACCUCCAGCCCCUGCUCGUCCAAGUGCACCUUUGGCCUUAAAAUCCUAUGAAUUGGGAGACACUUGUGGACCCCUUAGCUCUGUGUGUCAGUGGGUUGGUCUGAAGGCAGCAAUGCGAGUCUCUUGUGAAUAGUGUUUAUAUUUAGAGAUGUUUAUAUUUAAGUAGUUAUUUUAUAAAUAAAAGCAUUUCUAAGGGCCAUGAGUGUGUUUUCUUGAUUUCCCUCCAUGUUUAGCUUGAGCCUAGUCAGAUUUCGGAGGGUACCUCUGUGACAAUUCAAAAUGAUGUCUAGAUUCUGGAAAAUGGGAGGCUAACUGAAGAAAUCCAAGUCAAAAACUCAUUUUGUCAAAUAUAAUUUGAACAGAAUGACUGUACCCUCAAGACCCCCAUGCUGCAGGCAAUUGCCUGUUUGUUUUAAGCGUGUUUAUCCUAGCAGAAUGGAAGAGCUGAAGUCUCUAAACUGGAAGCCCUACGAGGUAAGUGUUUUCCUGAUAUUACAGAAGUGGAAGCCGGUGCACUAGCGGUUAAGUAACAAGGCUUGGAGUAGCAGCCGGACGGGGCUGGGGACGGGAGGCGGAGGAUGAUGUGUGGGUGACUGUGAAGCAAUUGUCGGAUAUUGUUGUUUUUUUUUAACGUUUAUUUACUUUUGAGACAGAGACAGAGCAUGAACGGGGGAGGGUCAGAGAGAGAGAGGGAGACACAGAAUCUGAAACAGGCUCCAGGCUCUGAGCUGUGAGCACAGAGCCCGACGCCGGGCUCGAACUCAUGAGCCGUGAGAUAAUGACCUGAGCCGAAGUCGGACGCUUAACCGACUGAGCCACCCAGGAGCCCCGAUUGUCUGAUAUUGUUAAGGGAUAGAAAACAUGAUUGAAUAGGUAGACUCUGUGGUACAGAAACUUACAGAUCAACUAGGCCAACUCUUAUUUUAUGAACUAGGAAAAUGAGAUCUAAUGACAUUGUGACUUCCCCAAGUCACACAUCCAAGUUUUUGAUGAAUCCUGAAUUUAAACUUGAGUUCUCUAGCUGAGUUUUUACACCUUGUUCUGGAGCCAGACUGUCUGGCUUGAGACACUUAAGAGCUGUGUGACCUUGGCAACUUACCCAACCCAUGCUUCAGCUCCCACCUCUAAAGUAGAUGGUAACACUAGCCACCUCAUGGGUUGUUGUAAGGAUUGAAUGAGUUGGAACAUGGAGAGUGCUAGAACACUGCCUGAUACAUAGUGAUAAAUCGGAGAGCCUUGAGGUCCAAGUCAAGGAAUUUAGAUUUGAUGAGUCUGGUAAUAAGAAACUCUUGGAAGUUCUUAAAUAGAUUGCCUGUUUUAGGAAAGCUAAAUGUUACAAGAUGAUUGGGAGGGACUACAGAUCAAAGGCAAGAAAAUCUAAUAGGAAAAAAAGUUAACUGCUUCGGAUAUAAGAAUGCUUGAGAGUGGGAAAAAAGCAUCCUAUAAAGAAUAUGAAAUUAAAGAAAUGAUGGAAUCACUGGCAAAGAGGUCAUUGGCAUGGGGACGGGUUUCUGAAAAUGUGUCUUUUGUUUUAAACACUAGAUGUCUGCUUGUCUUGCUUCUGCAAGUGUGGCUGUCAGCCCAGUGGCAUCACCGUCACUAACCUGGGAGCUGCUGGAAAUGCAGGCCCCACGUGAUUUGUGCACACAUCCAAGUUUGAGAACCAUCCGUCAAGGCAAUUUUUGUAAAUGGGCUUUUCUGCUGUCAGAAAAGUAAGAGUUACAGAAACCACGGAAGGAAAGGGUGUCAGAUGUUUCAGACACAACAGAAGGAAAUGUCAUUGAGGAAAAUCUCUCGAUCCGGUUUGCCUACUUGCUUCCUCUCAUGAAUUUUCUCCCUUUCCUGUCUGGAAGUAGCUCUUCAGUUGUGCUUUCAUCCAAAAGUCCUAGGAGAAUGGAGAAGUGGUGGGAAUUGCCAUCUCUAAAGUCUCGAUUUCUGGCC
Molecule: messenger RNA, 8468 nt
Organism: Panthera uncia (snow leopard)
Lineage: Eukaryota; Metazoa; Chordata; Mammalia; Carnivora; Felidae
Gene: DNMBP
Product: dynamin binding protein
Exons: 18
Coding region: 552-5261 (1569 amino acids)
Biological process (GO): intracellular signal transduction
Cellular component (GO): cytoplasm
Molecular function (GO): guanyl-nucleotide exchange factor activity; protein binding
Source: RefSeq, a predicted model, not a curated record